AACAACCGAAGAAGAGGACGAAGAAGAAGAAGGAGAAGAAGUAGGAGGCGUCUCCGGCGGCGAUGAAAGCCAACUGAUGGCAGCGUUGUGACAAAGGGGAAACCGAGUAUCACCCUGCACCUGCUGUCUGUUUGAGAGAUGCUGACCUCUUCUUACCAGUGACCAAAGCUUGCCGUGACAGGACAGCAGGACGCAGAUCAGGCCCAACAUGGCUGCCAGGCCGCAGAAACCUGCAGCUGCUUCAGACGGCUCAGUGGAGGCUAAAAGGACGGACUUCAGGGCCAAUGAAAAGAAGUGCUCUUGGGCCUCCUACAUGACCAAUUCUCCGACUGUGAUAGUGAUGAUUGGUUUGCCAGCUAGGGGGAAAACCUACAUGGCCAAGAAGCUGACACGGUACCUCAACUGGAUUGGAGUGCCAACUAAGGUAUUUAACCUUGGAGUUUAUAGGAGAGAAGCUGUGAAGUCAUACAAGUCCUAUGACUUUUUCAGACAUGACAACAAAGAAGCAAUGAAAAUUAGAAAACAGUGUGCUCUGGUGGCACUGGAGGAUGUCAAGGCUUAUCUAAUUGAGGAGGGAGGCCAGAUUGCUGUUUUUGAUGCCACCAACACCACCAGAGAGAGGAGGGAACUCAUCCUUAAUUUUGCAAAAGACAAUGCAUACAAGGUGUUUUUUGUAGAAUCAAUAUGUGACGAUCCAGAUGUCAUCGCUGCAAACAUUCUGGAUGUGAAGGUGUCCAGCCCAGAUUACCCCGAGAGGAACAGAGAACGUGUCAUGGAGGAUUUUCUGAAGAGAAUAGAAUGUUAUAAAGUGACCUACCAACCUUUAGAUCCGGACGAGCACGACAAGAACCUGUCCUUCAUCCAGGUCAUAAAUGUUGGCCGUCGUUUCUUGGUCAACAGGGUGCAGGACUACAUCCAGAGUAAAAUAGUCUACUACCUCAUGAACAUCCACGUACACUCCCACUCCAUCUACCUCUGUCGGCACGGAGAGAGCCAUCACAAUAAGGAGGGACGCAUCGGGGGAGACUCUGAACUCUCAGAGAGAGGGAAACAGUUUGCAGGAGCUCUGAAGGGUUUUGUUGAAGAGCACCAUCUGUCAGACCUGAAAGUUUGGACCAGCCAGCUGAGGCGCACCAUUCAGACGGCAGAGGAACUGGGAGUUCCCUACGAGCAGUGGAAGAUCCUUAAUGAAAUAGAUGCUGGAGUCUGUGAAGAGAUGUCCUAUAAAAUGAUUGAGGAAACGUACCCAGAGGAGUUUGCCAUGAGGGACCAGGACAAGUAUCACUACCGCUACCCUGGAGGAGAGUCCUACCAGGACUUGGUUCAGCGGCUGGAGCCAGUUAUCAUGGAGCUGGAGCGACAGGGCAACGUUCUGGUCAUCUGUCAUCAGGCGGUCAUGCGCUGCUUGCUUGCCUAUUUCCUGGAUAAGAGCGCAGAUGACCUGCCCUACUUGAAGUGUCCCCUGCACACUGUCCUAAAACUCACCCCUGUGGCUUAUGGUUGUAAAGUGGACAUGUUUGACCUGAAGGUUGAGGCUGUCAACACUCACAGGGACAGACCAUUAAAUAAAGUCCGAACAGAUACUGUGUCGCCAGCUUUCCUCAGAAGGAACAGCUUCACGCCGCUGUCAAGCCAAGACCAGAUUAAACGACCUCGUCUUUACAGCAUGGGCAACCCUCCACAGGCCCGCAUGUCCCAGGCCCCCAUGUUACCCAGCAUGCAGUUCUCUGAGGCGUCGGAGGGGUCAGAGAUGCUACAAAGUGAGGACUCUCUGAACGGUUUCAGUGCAGCAGACACAGACGACUGAGUUAAAGAAGCACAAAAAGAGGCUUUUCUCCACUUGGAUGUAUCACCAGUUCUGAGGACCAGCAGUAAAAGUUGCAACCGGCUUCAGCCAUUACAUAUUUAAGCCCUGUAUUACCUACCAUGUCUGUAUAACCCUAUAUGUGUUGUCUGUUCACUUUUUGUUGGAUAGGGAGGUAAUGUCUGUGUCAGUGUGAGCGUGCACAUGCAUAAAUGAACUCAGCGUUUUUGCACCACGGUUUUCAAAACUGAGCUGUGAUCCACCUCAGAUAUAUAAGGUAAACAUUUGUAGUAAGUAGCGUCUGUGAAAACUCAUCCAUUAGUUCGUACAGUGGUACACUGGUCACAUUAUGCUGUAUCAGAUCUAGAAAUUUUUGACUGUGAAUGCUAUACCUCAGUACAAAGCUACUGCCUUCAGUUUUAGUGUAAGAGAGUGCCUCUUUAGAAGGAAGCUAUAUACAGCCUUAAUCUGUCCUCACAUUCUUUCUUAAAAUGACUUAUUUUAACAUUCCCAGCUAAUAUGCUUCCUUUCUGUGUCUAUCUGAAAAGAUGUAGUAGUAAUUUUAUUUUUAGAUGUCAUUUAAGCAUAUUAAAUAUGAAUGUAAUUUUGGCAUGGGCAGACACAAGCUAUAAGAAGUAAUGAAAUAUUUCCUGUAGCCCUAUUAAUAGUGCAGCAGCUACAGUGUCUCUGUGCUUUUCCUCUGUGACAAUUAUUCCAUUAUUCUCUUAAAUGAUGCCUAUUUGUAUAUGUUGCCUUCUACCAAAUAACAGCUUGAAUAUAUUCAGCCUCCCACGGUGAUAAUAUAAAGCUGAUCACAUUUGAACGCCACAAAAUUGAUGCUUAUUUCAAACACAAAGAGAUGAAGCGCUGAACGACACUGGAUAUUUUGCUGAGCUUUUAUGCUAUUGAGUUUCUUCGUAAGGAAAAGCAAAUCGGUUUUGUACCUCUGAUACAAUAAAGAUACUGUAUGUUAAGUGCUGCCUUGAUAGUAUCCAUAUGGAUGACAUCCAUUCAGAUAACUUUUAGUCCUGAUAAUAAAAUAAAUCAUUUGGAAAAGUGCGCUUAUUUACAGGACUACAAGACUGUGACAUUAGUAAUCAAGAGUAUUUCCAACAUUUUAGCGUAUACUGUACACAAUAUGCAAAAUUAUGUUAUGUUAAUAUGUAAGGAUUGGCAAUAGAUUUGGAUGCCUCAAAAACAGCUUUAAUGUUAAUGCACACUGUUAUGUAAGUGUUUCAUUAAAUGAAGUUCAUUUUCUGCUAUUUUAA
This is a messenger RNA of Xiphias gladius (swordfish), 3072 nucleotides long. Its product is annotated as 6-phosphofructo-2-kinase/fructose-2,6-bisphosphatase 2-like. The transcript is spliced from 17 exons. Gene Ontology annotation, cellular component: cytosol. Gene Ontology annotation, biological process: fructose 2,6-bisphosphate metabolic process; fructose metabolic process. Gene Ontology annotation, molecular function: ATP binding; 6-phosphofructo-2-kinase activity; fructose-2,6-bisphosphate 2-phosphatase activity. Bases 209 to 1807 code for a protein of 532 amino acids. The record is from RefSeq and is a predicted model, not a curated record. NCBI's taxonomy places the organism in Eukaryota, Metazoa, Chordata, Actinopteri, Istiophoriformes, Xiphiidae.